UCACGGUUCUUGGCUUUCCUCGUCUACUUAUUCUUUUUCGACGAGUACACGAUGUCGAACCCCGAUAACGAGACAAACUUCAAUUUCAGGCGACCUCGCGAAGAGGAGGAUUUUGGCAGUGGACGUCCCCUUCGACGGCUUAAGACCUUGGAUGGCGAGCAUGCUAUUGCAGUUUCUCACGAGAAGAGGGGAGACGCAAAGGCAAAGCUUAUUCGAUCCGUUGACCAUCGAAUUGUAGUCAUUCGAGUGGCCAAGACCAUGCUGGAGUUUCACGCCCAUUUCCUACUUCGAGAAUCGACAUCGUCUUUUCAUCGUCUUCUACGCGAGGGAGGAGCCUCGAAGGUAUUCGACUCUGAUGAUCCAUUGGUGUUAGAUGAGAGGUUGGAGGAUAGUGCCAUAGCCUUUCAUUGGCUGGUGUACUUGAGCCCUUUAAAGACACAGAUCUCCAGAGUGCAACCCUCCGAACUUCAUAGCAUCGUUCUCGCAGGCAUCUUCGCUCGUCGGUUCUCGCUUCACAACUACUACAUAUAUAGCAUUCUGUGCAUUCAGCACAUCGCACACUCGAUCUCGUUCCACGCCCCUCCCAUGCCCAUCAUCACAGACAUCCUCAAGCUGACCUCUGAAUCGGGACCGAAAGCAUACGAAGACCCCGAGAGUGCCGAGUACGACAUCCGAAUGCACGUCUCGCGCGCGUGGAGCACUCGUGUCGCGUCCUUCAAUCCCUCCAGUCGCGGGGGCGCAAUAUGCAAGGCCCAAGCCAUGCAGGAAUGGCUCGAGCUCGCAGCCAAAUACGACCAUAAGCAUCUCCUCGCAGACAUCUACCUUUACUACGCGUGCACCAUUAUCCCUGUGGAUACGAAGGCGCCGUUCGCUACAGCGUCGCCGGAUCCCUCACUUCCUGAUCAUCAUCUCCGCGCUAUCCACGCAGGGGGCUACUCCCUGAGCAACCUGUGGACCAACAUCGCUGCGACGCCACCGCCCUUGCCUGCCUCUCCUCCGCUCGGUUACUGUCCUCGGCCCCUGGUCCAUGCGUCGGUCUGCGCCAACGAUUGGAAUCACAUCUGGCGUGUGGCUAUCAAUCAUCCCACCGUCCGGGCCCGCGCAGAUGCGGACAUCUUCGGGAAGCUGAACGCGCUGCACGAGCUUGUCGGUCCGCAGUUCCUGCAUCCGGCGAACUGCUACCGUGCUGCCUUCCGGGGUAUCUACCCGGUGGGCGAGCUGAUUAAGAAGAUGAAGGAGACGCUGCCGGAACAUUUCGGCUUGAUGAAGAUGAAGAAAGAAGAUGAAGGAAGCUCUGGCAAGGUUUGAAAGGGCGAAUCAGCUCUCCCUGUUGCCGCAACCUGCUGGGCAUCUGGCCGGUUUCUCUCGCUUGUACUUUCACUUAUUACAGAGCAUAUACAGUACUAUUCGAUAGUCUCGCCCGAACCGAGCUCCUUCACUGUAGAGUAAUCGUUUUCAUAAUAGUCGAACACACCCAAAUGUAGUAAUUCUGACGCAGCCUCAAUGCAAGUAAUACCGUUUCUCGUAUUGAUCGUCCGAAUGUUACUUGAUCUCCUAAUAUCGGGUCUCUGGUUGAUCGAAGUCACGCACGCGCUCGACAUGGAGUAUGGCCCGCUUCAUUCCCGUUUGAUCUGUCGGGAACAGG
Mycena citricolor is the source of this 1645-nucleotide messenger RNA. Lineage: Eukaryota; Fungi; Basidiomycota; Agaricomycetes; Agaricales; Mycenaceae. The record is from the annotation of a GenBank genome assembly.